Messenger RNA from Suillus paluster, 786 nucleotides. RefSeq lists its product as uncharacterized. NCBI's taxonomy places the organism in Eukaryota, Fungi, Basidiomycota, Agaricomycetes, Boletales, Suillaceae. The record is from RefSeq and is a predicted model, not a curated record. The coding region runs from base 236 to 709 and encodes 157 amino acids. The transcript has 2 exons.
CCAACUUUUGACCUAUUCCUAUCAUGAUCAAUGCCCCUCCGUGUCCUCCAUUCUAUUAAACUCCUCUUCGACGGUCUUGAUCUCCCCUCUUGUUCUCCAAAACACUACUUCCCAUUACAAAUACCCUCAUCCUCCCGGACCUCCCCUCUCCCUUCAACAUUUCACCCAUUCUCAUUCUUUUCCCAAACCUCCAACUAACCCCAUCUGCAUCACAUACAAAUGGACAGAAGACUUUAUGAUCAAGUACCGCUGGUCUGCAGCUGCAUACGGGCUAAUAGCUGUGCCGCUGAGGGAGAUGGAGAGGGUAGGAGUGAGGGUGGCGAAGGACGAAAGCAAAAGGAUGCGGAUCGUGUCGUUGCUGCUAGGACUCCAGAAAGUAAGUGUUUUGAUCCUUGUGCUUUUGUGGGUUCGGAUUCGGAUUCGGAUUUCUUUCGUGUGCACUGGGACCGCGUUCUGUUGUAGGAUUCGGUCCUGGUUCCAUCUGGACUCGCUAGAGAACCUUGGACUACUGAACCGCACAGUAUGCAUCUGCAACCGCAGCCUUCUCCUCUCACUCGCAGACGCAGGCGGGAGACUUAUGUAUGCAUAUAAGGACUUGCAAGAGGUUACUGGAUUGACUGGGCGCCAUGCUCAUCUUCAGCGUCUGAACAAAACACUCACGGGUUUCAUUAAAAUAGGACAAUCGUUCUGCUACGCCAUGCUUCAAUGAAUGAAAACACGGAGGCACUCAUUCAUAAUUUCAUCCUCCACUCAACUACACCUAUCAUCACUUAUCAUUCGCUACCG